Protopolystoma xenopodis is the source of this 447-nucleotide messenger RNA. The record is from the annotation of a GenBank genome assembly. Lineage: Eukaryota; Metazoa; Platyhelminthes; Monogenea; Polystomatidea; Polystomatidae.
AUGGCUGGGAAGAAAUGGUUUUACCUUAUUUGGGUGGUGAUAAAUCGAUUUAUGUCUCAUUCGGUGUUUAUACCCCGAGUUGAUAUGCCAACAAGGGGUAAAUUAAAUUUAUUUUGGUGUAGUGGAUCCAUGGCAGGAGUAGCCAUGAUCAUCCAAUUGAUUAGUGGCAUCAUUUGCUCUGUGGAAUAUGUAAAAUUUGUGGGCUCGAUGUUUGGGUUUGGCCAACCAGUUGGUGAACCUGGUCCCAUAAUAGAUGGGUUAUCUCUAGAGUUAUUACGGUUUUUACACUUAUGGGGUGCAAGGUUGCUUUUUGUGUGUUUGUUUGUUCAUAUGGGUCGUGGUAUUUAUUAUAGUAGGUAUAGUAAGAAUCCGAUAAUGUGGAGCCUGGGGGUUGUGUUAUAUGUUCUCAUCAUGGCUGAAGCCUUCUUGGGUUAUUUACUUCCUUGA